UCACUGGUCAAUGUAUCACCACCCACUCCUCCUGCAUUAAGACAUGAGGGAGAAAGAGAAGAUUUUUUUUUUUUUUUUAAUUUCCGACUUGUCAAAUUCGGUACAUAAUCAAUGAAAUUUAGAUCUGUGAGAAAAACCCAUUUGUAAUCGAGGCUUGAAUUUGAGCUCCCAUGGCUACACUCACGGUAUUGAUGCUGGUGGGUUUUUUGUUUUGGAUUGAUGGCGGGUCGGGUUUGGAGCAAGAGGCUCCGUAUAGGAUCCAUACUUUGUUCUCUGUGGAGUGCCAGAAUUACUUUGAUUGGCAAACUGUGGGGCUUAUGCAUAGUUUCAAGAAGGCCCAGCAACCGGGACCUAUAACCAGAUUAUUGAGUUGUACGGAUGAGGAGAAAAAGAAUUAUAGAGGGAUGCAUUUGGCACCAACUCUUGAAGUUCCUUCUAUGAGUAGGCACCCCAAAACUGGUGAUUGGUACCCUGCAAUAAACAAACCCGCUGGAAUAGUCCACUGGCUUAAAUAUAGUAAAGAUGCAGAUGACGUUGAUUGGGUUGUCAUUCUAGAUGCAGACAUGAUCAUUAGAGGUCCAAUUAUCCCUUGGGAACUUGGUGCAGAGAAAGGCAGGCCUGUUGCUGCAUAUUAUGGAUACUUGGUUGGAUGUGACAAUAUUCUAGCUAAAUUGCACACAAAGCACCCUGAACUCUGUGACAAGGUUGGUGGGCUUUUAGCCAUGCACAUAGAUGAUCUUCGAGCAUUAGCACCCUUGUGGCUUUCAAAGACAGAAGAAGUACGGGAAGAUAGAACUCACUGGGGAACCAAUAUUACUGGCGACAUCUAUGGGGCAGGAUGGAUAAGUGAGAUGUAUGGCUACUCAUUUGGUGCAGCUGAAGCUGGACUUCGGCACAAGAUCAGUGAGGACCUGAUGAUCUAUCCAGGCUAUAUUCCACGAAAGGGCAUUGAACCUAUUCUUAUACACUAUGGCUUGCCAUUUAGUGUGGGGAAUUGGUCUUUUUCUAAAUUGGAUCACCAUGAAGAUGAUAUUGUCUAUGAUUGUGGUCGGCUCUUUCCCGAGCCUCCUUAUCCUAGAGAGGUGCGGUUGUUGGCAUCUGAUCUUAAUAAAAAGCGAGCCCUGUUUUUAAAUUUAGAGUGUAUAAACACUUUGAAUGAGGGACUUUUGUUACAGCAUGCUGCAAAUGGAUGUCCUAAGCCUAAAUGGUCAAGAUACUUGAGUUUUUUGAAGAGCAAAACUUUUGCUGAUCUAACUCGGCCAAAAUUUCUUGCUCCUGGUAGUAUAGAAACCAAGGAGGCUGCAAACCAGGGUGGAAACCAGGAGCAGGCCGUUGAUGAACCUGAGAAACCACAUCCAAAAAUGCACACCAUAUUUUCCACAGAAUGCACUCGUUACUUUGAUUGGCAGACUGUAGGCCUUGUCCACAGUUUCCACCUGAGUGGCCAGCCUGGAAAUAUAACACGGCUUCUCAGCUGCACGGAUGAAGACUUAAAACAAUAUGCAGGCCAUGAUCUCGCUCCCACCCAUUAUGUUCCUUCCAUGAGCCGGCAUCCCCUAACAGGCGAUUGGUAUCCAGCAAUUAAUAAACCAGCUGCCGUCCUUCAUUGGCUAAAUCAUGCAGAUAUUGAUGCUGAGUUUAUAGUUAUUCUUGAUGCUGACAUGAUUUUGAGAGGUCCAAUUACACCAUGGGAGUUCAAAGCUGCACGUGGCCGUCCGGUUUCAACUCCCUAUGACUACCUAAUUGGUUGUGACAAUGAGCUUGCUAAACUCCAUACACGCCAUCCAGAUGCUUGUGACAAGGUUGGGGGUGUGAUCAUCAUGCAUAUAGAUGAUCUCAGAAAAUUUGCCAUGCUAUGGUUGCAUAAAUCCGAGGAGGUGCGGGCUGACAAAGCUCAUUACGCUACAAAUAUCACUGGGGAUAUUUAUGCAUCGGGCUGGAUUAGUGAGAUGUAUGGCUACUCAUUUGGGGCAGCAGAGCUGAAACUGCGGCACCUCAUAAACAGCGAGAUUUUAAUAUAUCCAGGUUAUGUCCCUGAGCCUGGUGUUAAGUAUAGAGUUUUCCACUAUGGCUUAGAUUUUAAAGUUGGGAAUUGGAGUUUUGAUAAGGCAAACUGGAGAGAUACUGAUGUGGUCAACAAAUGCUGGGCUAAGUUUCCAGAUCCACCUGAUCCUUUAACACUCGAUCGGUCUAAUGAGGACAUCUUACAAAGAGACCUACUUAGCAUAGAAUGUGGAAAGACACUGAAUGACGCUCUAGAACUGCAUCAUAAGAAGAGAAAUUGCCCUGAUCCCCACUCUUUAUCCACCUCAAAACGUGAUACAGGAAAGGAAGAUUCAAGUUCAAGGAAAUUUGGCAGGUUUGAUGGAAGUAAUGCUGUAAGAAGCAACCCUGUGCCCACAAAAAACUCAGAGGAAACAUCUCCGCCUGUUCCAAAAGACGGGCUAUUUGGUUCUUUGAGGUUCUGGGUUGUUGCUCUGUGGAUGAUUUCAGGUUUGGGUUUCUUGGCUGUCAUGUUCAUGGUGUUUUCAGGCCGUAAAAGCAAGGGAAGUAAGAGUAAAACUUAUAGAAGCAGAAGAAGAUAAUCUUACUCGGGAUUCAUGGAUGUGAAUGGCUGUGAUCUGGUUCUCCGCAAUAUUGAAGCAUCUUUGGAACCUUAACUUUUGCGGCGGGGGUGUGAUGAUUUAUUGAGAUUGUCAUGCUAGAUCAUUUCUCAAGGGAAAUUUCGUGAACUCACCAUGUCAACAGUAAAACUGAUAUUACAGAACAGUGUAGAUUAUUAUGUCAACAGAAAAAAUGAUCCUAUCACAGAAAAGUUUUGGCCACCAUUCCAUUGAUGUUGCAAGCUGUAGCUUAGACCUUGUAACUAUUUUUUUUCUUCUUCAAGAGUCAAAACAAUGUAAUAGAAUAAACAAUCGAGGGCUAUAAACCCUUUUUUUUCUUUGCUGCACUCUGUGUUUUUGCUACUGUAAGUCUGUCUCACCCUGCAUGUUACACACCAAAGCUGCUCCAGAAGCUAGCCGGUGAUCAAUAAUAAUAUCUCCUUUUUUGGGUA
Populus trichocarpa (black cottonwood) is the source of this 3055-nucleotide messenger RNA. Its product is annotated as peptidyl serine alpha-galactosyltransferase. The record is from RefSeq and is a predicted model, not a curated record. The transcript has 8 exons. Lineage: Eukaryota; Viridiplantae; Streptophyta; Magnoliopsida; Malpighiales; Salicaceae. Bases 171 to 2585 code for a protein of 804 amino acids. Gene Ontology annotation, molecular function: glycosyltransferase activity.